GAUGCUGAUACCUUAGAGAUGAUGAAGAAGCCCCGCUGUGGCGUUCCAGACGGCAUCGAUGCCAGUUGCUCCACUUUUGGAGAAAACCUCAAGUGGACUAAGAACAGCCUCACCUACAGGAUAGAGAACUACACACCUGACAUGCCAGUGUCAGAGGUCGAUGACUCCAUAGAGAAGGCACUGCAGGUUUGGGCCAAAGUCACUCCUCUGAGAUUCACAAGAAUCUACAGUGGCACUGCUGACAUCAUGAUCUCCUUUGGCCGCCUACAGCAUGGUGAUUAUUACCCCUUUGAUGGUCCUGGACGCACUCUUGCCCAUGCCUUCGGCCCAGGGCCUGGAAUUGGAGGAGAUGCUCAUUUUGAUGAAGAUGAGAGGUUCACUUUCCGCUCCAACAAUAGUGAGCUACGUCCCUUCAUGGUGGCUGCCCAUGAGUUUGGCCACUCCACAUGA
This is a messenger RNA of Micropterus salmoides (largemouth bass), 450 nucleotides long. Its product is annotated as collagenase 3-like. Gene Ontology annotation, molecular function: zinc ion binding; metalloendopeptidase activity. The coding region runs from base 19 to 450 and encodes 143 amino acids. Gene Ontology annotation, biological process: extracellular matrix organization; collagen catabolic process; proteolysis. The record is from RefSeq and is a predicted model, not a curated record. The transcript is spliced from 4 exons. Lineage: Eukaryota; Metazoa; Chordata; Actinopteri; Centrarchiformes; Centrarchidae. Gene Ontology annotation, cellular component: extracellular matrix.